UCCUCAAUUAGUUAAUAGGAAAGUCAAAUUUAAAGACACUGAAACUAUGAUUAAUUGACUUGGACUUAGUCAAUUCAAAUCACACAUCCUUCUGAAAUCCUUAAGGAAAAGUGGAAUUCAAUUUGAGGCAAAUCUUGAAAAAAAACUUUACCAAAAAAGUAAACUCCUAUCUGAAUUUUAUGAUGUGAAGACAAUUUUUGCAGAAGAAAAAAAAAAAAGUCAACCGAUGUGUCAAGAGACUUUGUUUAUGUUUUUCAGUUAACAGAGCUGCUUAACUUUGUAAUGACUUACAGAAACCCUUACCAAACAUUAAUACGAAUUGGAAUUGAUUCAGGAGGUGGAUCACUUAAGGUAAUUUGUAACCUCUUUGAUCCAGAAAAAAAAAGAUGCGAAGAUCGAAGUUCUCACGGAACAUACUCUGGAAUUAACCAUUCCAUAGUUCUUGCAUAUUGUGACAACUUGCAGGAGACACACAAAAAUUUAGCCAUUUUAUUAGAUCUUCUAAAGCUAGAAGAUUGUAAAUAUGUUCUUGCAGCUGAUUUGAAAAUAAUUAAUAUUCUUCUAGGAAUUUCAUCUCAUGGUGGUAUGUAUGCUUGUGCUUGGUGUGAAGGAGAAUGUGAACUUUUUGGUGGGUUGACAAGAACAUUUUUAUCAUUGGAAAAUUUAAAAAUUUAA
Molecule: messenger RNA, 675 nt
Organism: Hydra vulgaris (swiftwater hydra)
Lineage: Eukaryota; Metazoa; Cnidaria; Hydrozoa; Anthoathecata; Hydridae
Source: RefSeq, a predicted model, not a curated record